Molecule: messenger RNA, 7224 nt
Organism: Xenopus tropicalis (tropical clawed frog)
Lineage: Eukaryota; Metazoa; Chordata; Amphibia; Anura; Pipidae
Gene: synpo2l
Product: synaptopodin 2-like
Exons: 4
Coding region: 177-3467 (1096 amino acids)
Cellular component (GO): organelle; cytoskeleton
Source: RefSeq, a predicted model, not a curated record
GGCCCUUUCCCAAAACUAGAAUCAACUGACUCAUCGUAACAAGUGGAGAGGCUAACAGAAGAGUUCAGAGUAGCGUGGAUCUACUGUCCUCCUCACUGCUUGUGUACGCUAGGGGCAGGGGAAGGCUAUAGAGAUGGAGAUCAAAUAGUUGGCCCUGGAGAACUAAAGAUACAACAAUGGGUACCGAUGACCAAGUCCUCAUCACCUUAUCUGGAGAGGGUCCCUGGGGUUUCAGGCUUCAAGGGGGAUCGGAGAAGAACUUACCUCUUAUAGUGUCAAAGGUACGGAAACGCAGCAAGGCAUGUCGAGGAGGAUUGAGAGAAAACGACGAGCUGGUCUCCAUCAAUGGGAAGGCCUGCGCCGGGCUAACACAUGCUCAAGCCAUGCUCAUGAUAGAUUCAAUAGGUGGCAGUCUUCACAUUCAUGUCAGAAGGGCAGCAGCUGGAGCACAGACUGCACCACGAACCCAGAGAGUCCUUCCUUCCCCAAGCAGCCCGAACCGCAUCAGAAGUCCAGACCCCCCCAGUUCAUGGGCAGCAACACAGUCAACGGUACUAACAUCUGCUCAGCCAAGACUGCUGCACCUGGAGAGCAUUACUUCUCCUCCAGACAGCGAAGCAUACUACGGCGAAACUGAUAGUGACGCAGACAUCCAAGCAUCCUCAGCUCAUCCACCUAGUAAUCAACAGCAUCACAGCCUGCAACCUUCUGCUCCAGAGAAGCACCGCAGGGCACGUAAAAAGAGUCCCAGAUCCCCACCAGGGAGUAGCAACAAGACUGAAUCUGAGCAGAAGUCUUUGUCUGAGAUGAGUGGAUAUGAAAGUGGACCUGGUGGUGUUGCUGAAUGUGCUUUACAGCCCACUAUAGGGGUGGCUAAACGUGAAAUCAUAUAUCAACCUGGGGGAAGCAGGGCUGAAACCCCUUUCUCAGAUGUGGAAGGCUUCCUGCCAUCAGAUGAUGUGGAACAAUUGCCUAGUGUUACUUCUCCUUCACCUGAGUCUCUGCUGCUCCCACAUGUUACCAAAAGCAUCCGAGCUGAGAGGCAUCUCAUUCCCAUGAUAGGACCAGUGGAGCAUCCGGUAGAUGAUGAUUUGACAACUACCUACUCAGAUAAAGCCAGAGAAGCAAAGCUGCACCGAAGUGAAAGUGUACAAGAGAAGAACGUUAAAGAGGCCAGAACUAAGUGCAGAACCAUUGCAUCUUUGUUGACAGAUGCACCAAAUCCUCAUUCCAAGGGUGUGCUUAUGUUUAAGAAGAGACGGCAGCGAGCAAAAAAGUAUACCCUAGUGAGUUACGGAAGUGUGGAUGAAGACCGUUACAUCGAGGACGAAGACGGUGUAUUUCCUACAAGUGAAUCAGAAUUUGAUGAGGAAGGGUUCUCAGAUGCCCGUAGUCUAACAAAUCACUCAGACUGGGACAGUACCUAUUUAGAUAUUGAGAAGCCAAAAAUGGAUGAGCAGCAGGUCGAAAAGGGAUUGACUGAGGCAUCAGGGAAAGGAGCUGAGUUAUUUGAGCUACAGAGACAGCGAUCAGAACAGUCCCCUGUUGAUUCUGUUCCUUUACCAAUCCCUGUUCCUUUACAACAACGUAAAGAGAAUCAAACAGCUCCAGUAGCUCCAGUCCGGAAAAAGAUGUUAAAUGGAAAUGCAAACUCUUCAGCUAUUGUAAAUAAAACCCAAGAAAUGGGUGUUUCUGAAAGCCCCAAAGUAGCAAGUACUAAUAUAUCAAUAACUCCUCCUCAGUCACAACCCACUCAAGUAGAUGGUGUUCAAGCCAGUUCUGAAAUCUUUAAUAGAUCAGCACGACCAUUUACCCCAGGUCAAACUGGCCAACGUCUUGUGGCAUCAUCAGUUGUAUUCAAGCCCAGUUCCCCAAAGAAAACAAGUGAAAUUCCACCAUCUCAAAUCAUAACUCCUUCACCCAUCCCAUCAUUCAUCCCAGAAACACCUUUAAAUGCUGAAAAGGUUCCAAUUUGUUCUGUUGCAUCCCUUUAUAUCCCAGCACCUGGAAGAGCAGAUAUGCCAUCAACUACUAACCAGGUACAAUGUGAAAGAGUUCCUGAAAAUCUAUCAAAUCAAACAACACCACGGACCACCACUGCUUCCAUAUAUCUGUCAACCCCUUCACGCCCAUCUGGACCUCAAGCAUCAGUUACACACGCCAAUGUCACCAAAUUAACUGAUUGUACUCCAAUGACACCUACUUCAAAUGUAAUAGGUUUACCAUCAACUGGGCAGGUGGAUGCAUCUCCAUAUUUCACCCCAAAAAUUUCUGCAAACCAGUCACUAGAUUCUGUGAACACAAGAGAACAGAGGAUUUCAGUUCCUGUUGGUCGUUCUGGUAUCUUAAAUGAAGCACGUAAGAGAGGUGGAAAAAAACAAAUGUUUGCUAAAGUAGAAGAAAAGAAGUGCUUACCAAGCCCUGAACUUUUGUCUAUGGUGCAGAGAACAGAUGGGAAAUCAAAACAAGAGCAAACAGGUGCAGGUUUUGAGUCUGGGCCCGAAGAGGAUUUCCUUAGCCUAGGAGCUGAAGCUUGUAAUUUUAUGCAGCCCUCAGCACGCAAGUUCAAGCUCCCCCCUCCAGUAGCUCCGAAACCUCAACGCAGAACACCAGUAGAUGAAAUUUUAAAUGGAGGUCAAGAUAUUCCACAUCUAGGAGGUAAAGGAGCAGAACUCUUUGCUAAACGUCAAAGCCGUAUGGACAAGUUUGUUGUGGAUUCAACUCCUACAUCCAGCUCUAGGCCUAAUUCCAGACCAAGAACACCAUCUCCUACCCCUUCUCUUCCCUCUUCUUGGAAAUACUCAUCAAAUAUUCGUGCUCCACCACCUAUUGCCUAUAAUCCCCUUUGCUCUCCAUUUUAUCCAUUAGCGGCAUCAAAAACUCAAGCUAGCAAAGUUGCAAGCAAAGUUAAGAAAGGUCCCAGUGGCAAACCCAGAAUGCAGGCAAUAGAUUUUAUGCGGCAUCAGCCAUAUCAGCUAAAUUCUGCAAUGUUUGUUUUUGAUGAUUCUUCCAACAGCCCAAACCAGACUCCAACAAAAAGAGACACACAAAAAUCAAAUGUAUUGGCAUCACCAGCUAGACAAGUUCCUGUGAAAACUGCUAGGGCUCAUGAGAUAAAACGUUUUUCAACUCCAGUUCCAAUGACAGCAUCAAUCAGUAUGACACCAACUGUGAUAACUCCUCGAUCUGCAACUACUCUUGCAGAGCCAGUAUGGAGAACAGAUCUUACCUGCCAACCUAUGCCAUCAGUGGUUACAGUGCCUAAUCAAUGUCAAGUUCCUGAACAGAAGACUCCACAGAAUUUCAUCCCUUCUAGCUACCAGAGUUAUGGUAUACUUAGCCCAACUAGUUCCAUUACUUCUCCCAGAUCAUCAAGUUCAACUUUCCAAGUUGCAAAGCCAAAGUUCUGUGCAGCCAAAACAGGGAUGCAGGCUAAUGUUUGGAGGCCAGCCAAAGUAAAGUUCUAACCAGGAAUGUAGCCUGAAAAGGUUAAUGGAAAAAUAGUUUGCUUAUUUAUUUUGUGUAUUGCUUAAACAAUGAGCAUCAGGCUCCUUGUGUAGUUACUACAGGACACAUGCUUAGUAGGUAAAGACUAUAAUGUGCCAGCUGCCUUAAAAACAAAAGAAAAUGCAACAAUUAAAUGAAGAAGAAAAGAAAGGAAUGAAAUGUUUCUUGAUUGGCCAGCUAAAGACAAGUUAUGAUGAACUAGUCAGAAAAGUUAAAGUAAUAAAAAGGAAUCAGUGUGAUUUAAAUGAACAAAACUUUUAUUGCUUGGUUUUGUAACGAGGAUGUACACAAAAAGGCUUAUAUGACAUGGAUUUUGUGCGGACGUUGGCUGCAGGUUGGUGCUGUAAUAAACACAAAAACUGUUGGAGCUGAAUAAAGGAUGAGUGUAAAUAAUGUGCAGCUGCUUCCAUCCUAAGGUUCAACAGGAUCCACUAAAACCUUCAACCUCAAGCUCUCAUUGAGGUUUCAGAUAAUCUUUGAAAGAGACACAGAAGUGCAUUAUAAUAUACUGUGAUCGUCUUAGUAUCCUUCUUUCCUCAGCCACAUAAAUGUGCAUGAAGUGACUGUCGUGCCUUAUUAUACAACACAGAAGCAUUUUCCUCCUGUGGAGCCCAUUUCACAAAUUGCCAUGAUAUUUAACCAGAGUGUGUUGUAUACUGGAGAAGUUGCAUUUGCUGUGUGCAUGGCUGUUUUGUUUUGCUUCUAAAAGAAUUAUGUGAACCACAUGGCAUCAAAUCAUUUAGUGAAGAUUUCACAGGAUGCAUCUGAUGUACAUUAUACAAAUGCAUAUGGUAAUAUGUGUGGUAGUUUAUGCAUGAAUGUUUGCAUUCAUGUGUUAGCAAGAACAUUGUGCUUGACUUCUGAUUUAAAGGGGACACUACAAAGCAUGUGUAAUGCCUAUAGUAUGUGCUGAGAUCACUGCUCUCUACUAUAUACUAUAUUGAUAAUUAUUUAUGGAAGUGUCCUCUUUAAUGAAUUUCAUUAUGCAGAACAUCAACUAUAAUGAUUGUUUGGAGUUUGUUGUAUUCUGCAGGCAAGCUCCUAAAAGAAAGAUGGUGAGAAUAUUUUACUAUACAUUGAAUUGUCUUCAAUGAGACAAUUUAGAGUGAAUAAUGCUUUUUUCCACUGAAUUAACGAUGGGCCAUAGUGCAUAGUGCCUUCCCAAAAAUGAGACCUACCCAACCCAAACAGUAAUGUCACCCUGCUACCCUGUAAACAGCAAAAUCAGUAUGGCAUAUCUCAUAGUUAGCUAAGGGCAAGCACAAAGUGUACCUCAUAAGUAUGAAAAAAUGUACAUAUUUUAUCUAAUUUAAUUAUUAGCCAGUAAAAAACCCUGAUAUAGGGGAAAAACAAAUUAGGCUUCUUUCUUUACAUGGUGACAUGAGACUCAACGCACUUGGCCCCAUAGUUAUUAGUAAUGUGCUAGUGUUGCUCUGUUUUACAUCAUGCUGCAUGCUUUUCCAUAGUCCUUCUCCAGAAGCUACUGAACUGAAUGACCUGCGCUUUAUAUGUCUUUCAUAAAUCACAUUUUAUGUGGCAUUGGUGAGAUAUAUUAUUAAGUAAGGAUCUUUUGUAGUAUCAAAGUUCCCCACUCCCCAGAUUCUGAAAUAAGUAUGUUUCUGAUUUCAAAUAAUAUAAGCAACUAUUUGCUUAUAUUCACUGAGGUUUGUAAAUGAAACAUGCACCUCAACAUCGGCCUAUCAUAAAUAUCAAUGGGAUGGAUGGCAGCAUCAUAGCCCAGCCCUCUAGCAUUUCAUCUGUUUGGCCAAUCUGCAAUACCAGGUAUAAAUAUAUGAAAUAUAUUUUAAUGUUGGUAUGAACAGUAUAUAAAUGACUUCUGAGACACUGCAAGCUAACAUGGGAUAACUAAGGACUUUAGGAACAAGGGGUACUGCAUGAAGGCUAGGUCCCUGGCAUCGUAGGUGCCAUCAAAAGGGCACCUUGGGGGAAAACCUCAUAAAAUUUAUAAUUGCAGGAUUUUAUCCCCCAAUAUCAGCUGAAAUCUAUGCGUGGGUUUCUUUUCUCUUUCGGUGCAUUUGGUACUGUGCUACUGGACAAACCAAGGGAUCACCAACCAGGAAAUAAAGUUCUGGAACUAACAGUAGAAAUAAAGAUCCCAUAAAAAAACUUUUAACCUGAAGAGGUAAUAAAAGGCCAAACAUUUGCACCAGGCCUAAUAACCCACAGGAAAUGUUCCCAUAUCCUAUGUCCUCAACUAAAAAAUUGCUUGCAUUAGUAAAACACAAUAUAAAAUGUUUCCGCCAAGUCAACUUCUCAGUAACUGCAUGUCCCGCUAGAGGGGUUUCCUCAGCAACAGCGAACAAUAUUAUCAGCCUCCAAUCUGCAGAAUGGGAUGAUAAAAAAUUGGUAUUGGGAUUCCUUAAUUGGUUAAGGGAAGGAAAGUAUUGUUAGAUAUAGAUGAGAAGGUUGUGAAUGUGUUGUUGCAAUUAGAAUAAAACAAUUAAACAUACAAGGCAGAAGAUUAUUUCAUGCUUUAAUUAUGUUCAAAAGUCUCAAGCAACUAACACAAUAAGUCCUGAUUUAUAAGGCUUGGCUAGUUAGAUAUAUAUAUUUUUUACUAUCAAAGGUUACUAAAAGCUUUAGUGGCAGGGUGUGGAUUUAGAACAUGCAAGAUGAAUAUCCUGCCAGUAGUUUAGGAUUACUAAUUUAUUAUAGUUUUUAGGAAAAACAAAGUAAACAACUGUUAGAGUAAUGGCACACAAUGGGCACUUUAAGUUCUGCAUUUUUAAGUAGCCCAAAAGCACACAAGACUGCCUUAUGACAUGAGUCUACUGGAGGCUUUUCAGGAGCUUUAAUGCCAUGUAUUUGGGCUACUUAAUAAAAGUACAUAAAAUAGGUCUAAAAAUAUGUGCCAUAACCCUUAGAACAUAGAACAGAAUAAUAUGAAACGCUUUAAAAAGCAGUGCAUUCGUGUCCCAGGUCAGUAUGGAGUUUUAUAAAGUGUUUCAAAUCAAAAUCGUAUUUUGUGAUGUUUUGUGUAUAUCCAUGUAUAGAAGUAUCCCACACAACCCUUUUAACUUGAUGUCCUCCUUCUUGUUUUUAGUGCUCCUCAGUGUCCAAAGCAUGAAUCCAAACAGAGGAAAUAAACUCACCCAAUAAAAAAACAGUAUUCAGUAAUCUACCCACAACUAUAAUUUGAAUAGUUGCUGAGAUGCUUAUAGGACAAAGAUGCACAAAUCUCAGGCUUAGUAGGGUAAGAUUACAGAAUGACCCCGAAUGAGUAUGCGUGGGGCAGAUAGUAAUUCAGUUUGAUAAAACUGCAUUUCUGAACAAAUAUGUUUAUAAAUGCAUCCUCAAUGGACCCUUAAGGUUCUGUAUGGUUAUGCAUACAGGUUCUGGGAAUGUGUCUGUGUCAGUGCUCACCUCUCCAGCUGGAAUAGGUUGGCAACUGCUCAACAGAGGAAGUGCCAAGAAAACAACAAAGUGAGGAUGUCAUCACUGAACGCGUGUUUUUAUCUUUAUGUUUAUAAUGAUGUAAAUCCUAUUGUUCCUUAACUCACAAGUAUUAUGCAAUAAAAAAUACCACUGUAUCGAUGGGAUCAGGUUUGGAAAUGGCAAUAAAUGAAAGCAUUCUGCUAAAAAAAAAUCCACAUUUAUAUACUUUACUCCCUAAACCAAUUUACAUUCAGUUGCUUUGGAAGCAAGAUUUUUAUUUUGUUUAUGUGCUGAAAUAAACUUGUGUGGUGCUUCUUAUAA